UUUCUUUUACAGACGGAUUGGACCAUGCAGACUCACCGAGUUCCUUACCUGAGGAUGUGUCUAGCAAUUGUUAGUGUGCUGAUGCUCCUUUGGGUCAUAAUAGCUGAGCGGAAAAAUAAGGAUUGCUCUAAAAAUCUUAGUGACGUCGAGGUUGGUUCCCCCAAUCAUAAUAAGAAAAAACGCGGCCAGGAGAAAACAAAAAUAAUCGCGCCUCCAAACAACCAUGAAAGUCCAAACAUGAAAGACUAUAUCCUUCACCCAGCCAGUUUAUGCAUGCAAAAAAAUUCCUCGACUCAGCUUGACUACUUGUUCGUGAUCUACUCUGCACCCAGAAACUUUGAUCGGAGGAAUGCCAUUCGUGAAACAUGGGCCUCUGAAAUUAAGCAAAAGUCAAAUAGUCGUACAGUGUUUCUCCUGGCGAAGACAGAAAAUGACAAGGUGCAGCACGCGAUUGAGAGUGAGUCUUACCUGCACGCCGACAUUAUCCAGGGGACGCACAUCGACCACUAUCGAAAUUUAACUUUGAAGACAAAGAUGAUGAUGAGGUGGGCCCUGAAACACUGUCCCAAAGUUUCGUUCCUUAUAAAGUGCGACGACGAUACGUUCGUGAACGUUGAAAUCCUUUUAAAAGUAAUGCAGAGCAAGCGCACCGACGCCAUUCAUGGCCAUUUAUAUGCGAAUAAACCACCUUAUAGAGAGACGUCCUCCAAGUGGUACGUAUCCAAGAAAGAAUACAACGGAACCGAAUACCCUCCCUUUGUAGCUGGAGCCUUCUAUGUGUUAGGCGGCAGCAUCGUGCGCCGUCUGUACGACGCUUCGGAACAGGAGCCGUUCUUCUGGCUGGAAGACGUAUUUUUGACGGGAUUCGUCGCCGAGAAAGCCGGCGUGAUCCGCACCCACGAAAGCUCGAUAACAGAUGAGCAAUUCAGUUCCGUGUGUCUUGCUUUAAAAAAAGCAGCCUCCCAUAACAUUCCAGCGCAAGCGAUGAGAGUCUUCUGGUACCAGAUACAUUAUUCUAUAAUAAAAUGUAAGUGA
Messenger RNA from Ixodes scapularis (black-legged tick), 1035 nucleotides. RefSeq names its product beta-1,3-galactosyltransferase 5-like. The record is from RefSeq and is a predicted model, not a curated record. NCBI's taxonomy places the organism in Eukaryota, Metazoa, Arthropoda, Arachnida, Ixodida, Ixodidae. Gene Ontology annotation, molecular function: hexosyltransferase activity. The transcript has a single exon. The coding region runs from base 25 to 1035 and encodes 336 amino acids. Gene Ontology annotation, cellular component: membrane.